Hevea brasiliensis (rubber tree) is the source of this 1793-nucleotide messenger RNA. Its product is annotated as nuclear transcription factor Y subunit A-3. Gene Ontology annotation, cellular component: CCAAT-binding factor complex. Gene Ontology annotation, molecular function: RNA polymerase II cis-regulatory region sequence-specific DNA binding; DNA-binding transcription factor activity, RNA polymerase II-specific. The transcript is spliced from 7 exons. The record is from RefSeq and is a predicted model, not a curated record. NCBI's taxonomy places the organism in Eukaryota, Viridiplantae, Streptophyta, Magnoliopsida, Malpighiales, Euphorbiaceae. Bases 708 to 1556 code for a protein of 282 amino acids. Gene Ontology annotation, biological process: regulation of transcription by RNA polymerase II.
UUUUGGCAAGAAAAAUUUGUUCUGGGUUAUUGGUUUACUUUUAGAUUACUGUUGUUUUGGAUUUUUCUUUUUUCCUUUCCUUUUCCUUUCUUUUCCUUUUCUGUUCUGUUUUGGGUUUUACUUCUAGGUUUUGCAUGCGCCAAAUGGGUUCAUAUUUUAGAUGGGAAUUUUACAUUGGGGUGGUACUCCUGCGUGGAAGAUUACAUUCAGCUCUCUGCCCUUUAGUUUGGAGUUUCAUGCUUGUGAAUGAUCAGAUUCUUUUGUUCACUGUGUAUUAAAUUAUUUCCAAGGACAAUUAAUUCCAUCGCCUGCUGUAGAGCUUCGUAUCCCCUUUCUGUUUUCCCCUAAUUUUUCAGAUUUGGGCCUUUGCAUGAUAGGGCAUGUUAGUGCAAUUUGUUUUCCUUUCCCUUUGACUGCAUCAGACGAGUUAGUUUAUGUGAAUUAAUUCUCCGUUGUGAUUGUCCCAGUUCAAAUUCUUGUUCAUGCACUUCAUUUCUAGUUUUCAUGUCCUUGAUUUUGUGUGUUGAUGGUCCUUUUGCCAUUAAUUAAAAUCUGGAUGUUGAUGAUUUGUGGUCCAAUGAAGCUUAGGUUCUGGGAGACGUAAAAUUUGGAAUCGAAAACAUCUUUUUCUUGGAUUCUUGGUGGUCGAUAAGGGAAUAUAGUUUCAAGCUUAAGGUCAUCUUUGAACAUCUGGUAUAGGCUUGACGAUGGGGGUUUCGCAACAGAAUUUUCACGGUGCCAAGAAAUUGACUUUUCACUUUCAAGACCAGGAUUCUUCUUCAACUCAGUCCACUUGUCAAUCUUACCCUGAAGUAGCUAGCAUGGGAGAAGGAUUUAAUGAAACUCAUGGGAAGGCUGAGGGAGGUGACCCUAAAUUAGCAUCAUCAAUAGGAACUCAGGAUUUUAUCUUCCCUUCUCAAGUUGACUAUAGCCAAUCCAUUGCCCGCUUUCCCAUCCAUUUUGCAGAACCAUAUUUUGGUGGCCUACUAUCUGCUUAUGCGCCACAGGCAAUGAUUCAUCCUCAGAUGUAUGGAAUGGCUUCUUCUCGGGUGCCACUACCUCCUGAAUAUACGGAAGAUGAACCCAUUUUUGUCAAUGCUAAACAGUAUAAUGCAAUUCUCAGGAGGAGACGGUACCGCGCCAAGCUUGAGGCUCAAAACAAACUCAUCAAAAGUCGUAAGCCAUAUCUUCAUGAAUCUCGGCACCUUCAUGCACUGAGGAGGGCUAGGGGUUCCGGUGGGCGCUUUCUUAAUGUGAAAAAGCUUGAGGAGUCCAAUACUCCCACCAGCCAUGGACUGGAUGCCUCAGGUUCUGCUGAACUUCAUUUGGCUGGAAAUACAUCAGAAUCUGAAAUUCAUCAGCCAGAGAAUCACAGAGAUGGUGCUUCUACCACUUCUUGCUCAGAUAUCACGAGUGCCUCCAACAGUGACGACAUCUUCCAGCAGCCAGAAUUCAAGUUCUCUGGCUACCGUUCCCAUGUUGUUGGGACCAUGCAAGGGCGCCCAGGUGGCAUGCAUGUUGGUGGAAGCCAGCACCGUGUUUCUGUCCUUCUGUGAGAGAAGAGGCUACAACCAAUCUCAGCAGUCUGUGUUUGACACCAAUCAGAAGACCCAGCUGCUAAUGUUCCCUUGGGAAGUCAUCCUUGGCUCAGUUAGUCUGCAUUUUGUUUGUUUCAUUGCAUGGAAGCAUAUUCUCAAAAACUGAUGAUCUGCCUUGAUGUGUCUAUGUUCGUUUUGUGGCUGCAAAUACAUGUGAAUUGAAAAGUUAUGGUAAUUGAUGACAAAUUUAACUAA